This is a messenger RNA of Ceratotherium simum simum (southern white rhinoceros), 924 nucleotides long. NCBI's taxonomy places the organism in Eukaryota, Metazoa, Chordata, Mammalia, Perissodactyla, Rhinocerotidae. The record is from RefSeq and is a predicted model, not a curated record.
AUGGAAACAAGCAAUGGAAGUUCUGAAACAGAUUUCAUCCUUCUGGGGUUUUCUGAUCAGCCUCAAUUAGCACGCAUCAUCUCUGUGGUUGUCUUCAUCUUCUAUAUUGUGACUCUGGUAGGAAACACAACCAUCAUUCUUGUAUCUUACCUAGACACCCAGCUCCAUACUCCCAUGUAUUUCUUCUUAUCCAAUUUGUCUUUUCUGGACAUCUGUUAUACAACCAGCAUUAUCCCCCAGAUGCUGGUCAAUCUAUGGGGUCGAAAAAAGUCUAUUACAUAUGGAGGGUGUGUGCUACAAUUCUUCUGUGCCCUAGACUUGGGAGCCACAGAAUGUCUUCUCUUGGCUGUGAUGGCCUAUGACCGCUAUGCUGCUGUCUGUCAACCUCUUCACUACACAGUAAUAAUGCACCCUCAGCUUUGCCAGAAGAUGGUGCUGGCUGCCUGGUUAGGUGGUCUAGGCAGUGCCUUAAUUCUUUGCUCCUUGACUUUGAAGUUGCCAAGAUGUGGGCACCGGGAGGUGGAUAAUUUUUUCUGUGAGAUGCCAGCAUUGAUCAAGAUGGCUUGUGUCUAUUCAAAAGUCAUUGAGAUUGUUGUCUUUGCUCUUGGAGUGAUAUUUCUUCUAGUGCCUCUAUCACUAAUUGUCAUCUCAUAUGGAGUUAUCACUCAAGCUGUCGUGAGGAUCAAGUCAGCAGCAAGGUGGCAUAAGGUCCUCAAUACAUGUGGAUCGCACCUCACAGUGGUAACCCUGUUCUACGGAACAAUCAUUUAUAUGUACAUGAAGCCACAGAAUAGCACAUCCCAAGAUGAAGGGAAGUUCCUUACUCUCUUUUACACAAUUGUCACACCCAGCCUUAACCCUCUGAUCUACACUUUAAGAAACAAAGAAGUCAGGAGCGCAGUAAAGAGAAUAUUGUGGAUAUGA